Messenger RNA from Scleropages formosus (Asian bonytongue), 3259 nucleotides. It is a transcript of the gene carf, whose product is annotated as calcium responsive transcription factor. Gene Ontology annotation, molecular function: DNA-binding transcription factor activity, RNA polymerase II-specific; RNA polymerase II cis-regulatory region sequence-specific DNA binding. Gene Ontology annotation, biological process: regulation of transcription by RNA polymerase II. The record is from RefSeq and is a predicted model, not a curated record. The transcript is spliced from 14 exons. NCBI's taxonomy places the organism in Eukaryota, Metazoa, Chordata, Actinopteri, Osteoglossiformes, Osteoglossidae. Gene Ontology annotation, cellular component: nucleus. The coding region runs from base 510 to 2762 and encodes 750 amino acids.
AAAGUGAUUAUUUUAAGUGCUACACAGUAUGUUAUGUUGUGGAAAUCUUUUGACCCUCUAAAUUCUGGAAUGUAGUCGUAAUGCUGAAAGCAGCAAUGUAAAAUAUAAAAAAAAUUUUAGUCAUUUCUCAUUGCUGGUUACAUUGCUACUGUUGAUACAAUACUAAUGCAAACAUAGCAGACUAAAAAUAUGCAUUAUUAAAACACAUUCAUUACAUUAUUACUGCAACCCAAUGAUAGUGGCCUGCGAGUGUCAAAACUCAUUGGUUUCCUGGCGUAACACCAAUUUUCGCGUUGCGUUCAGUGUCCAAUAUGGCAGCAGCAAAUGGCGAGUAGAACCCGGAUAAAAACAAAAGUUGGGUAGAUGUUUGUGAAAGGACGGUGGCCCCCGAGUGUCAAAAGUCGUUGGUUGUCUUUGUAUAGACGCUUUUCGCGUUUCGCUUCCUGUCAAGCAUGGCGGGAGCGAACAGCCAGUAGAGUGGCGGCCGGACGAAGACGAGUGUGCAGGACAUGGAUGAGCAAGUGGAUGGCGUGGAGCGUGUGACAGAGACCCCGAGCCACCCGGACACCCACAUCUUCAAGGCAGAGGACAAUGUGCAGGAGAACAGGAAGAUGCCUGCUGAGGGAACUCUUGACUCACAGGAACAUCCAGUCGCCAUGCUGGUUGCGGAUGACUCCCAGCACGGCCAGAACCCGUCUGAACCUGGAGAUCGGAGCAGCCGGUCGGAGCAGUUGAUCAUCUUCGAUCAGAAUGGUCAGGCUCUUCAGUGUGAUCGCAUGGUGAUUGUAACAGGGCAGUCAGAGGGUGAAUUAUAUGUCCUUCCAUCAAGUCAUUUGGGCAGGGCACAAGUGUUGCUUCCUCAAGGGGGACUGUUGGAUAUCGCUGACUCGACAGGUCCCUGCGAGGAGAAGACAGUCCAUGAAGAGCUCCAGACCGUCACCAUGACGGCAAUCGCCAACAGCACACCCGGACUAACUGUGGUGACACCACCCCCAGGCGCGCCCACAGAAGCAGCAGAAAACUCUCCAGACUGCUUCACAGAGCCCCUACAGCCUCUGCCACCCAGUGCUCCCAGUUGGGCUCAUAGACUGCACAACUGUGAGAAGAUCGGGGAGUCGUAUCGGGGUUUCUGCACCACAGAGACUGAGCUGGAGGCUGUGCUGAUGCUUCACAAGCAGGAAACCCACAGUGUGUUUGGGACCCGUCAGUCUCCAUCCCCUGCCAAGCCUGCUACACGCCUCAUGUGGAAAUCGCAAUACGUGCCAUAUGAUGGGAUCCCCUUUGUUAAUGCAGGCAGCAGGGCCAUCGUUAUGGAGUGCCAGUUUGGACCUCGACGGAAGGGCCUCCAGCCUAAGAAGGUGACUGAGCAGGAAAACAGCCAGAAUCCUCAGUACAAGGCUACUUGCCCUGCCAGGAUUUACAUUAAAAAGGUGCGGAAAUUUCCAGAAUACAGUGUGCCUACAGACCCAAAGGUGGACAAGAAAGUGGUCCGUCAGGAGCAGGAGAAAGCCUUCUUCAACUUGAAGAAGAGUUUAUGGGAUGCAGGUGGAGUCCUACGGUAUUAUGUCCAACUGCCAACACAGAAAGCCCAUCUCUACCAUGAUGUGGACCCACCUCUCCUGCCCCCAUCUCCUGUCCAAUUGCCCCUGCCAAACAAGGAGGAGCUUCUAGAGAACAAGAAUGACAGGAUGGCGAGGGAAGGGGUUGACACAGAGCAGGCAGAGGAUGGAAGCUGCGUGCCCUCUCGUUUGCAUCCUCGCGUGGCAGAGAAAAUCUGUGAGCUGGUAGCACAAGGCCACAGUCAGGUGUACACAGUUCGCAAGCAGCUUAGGAAGUUUGUGGAGCGAGAGAUGUUCAAGUCGGAUGAGGUCCCCGAGAGGCACAACCUCUGCUAUUUCCCCACGGUGAACGAUAUUAAGAACCACAUUCAUGAGGCUCAGAAGGCACUGCAGCAGAACAGGGCAGACCUUGGAGUUUCAGCCACAGACACACAGUGGACAACAGAUGCCGAAAACCCCUUGACCGAGACUGUGACCCUUACCCUGACUCAGACCCCUGGGCCGGUAGAAGUGGCUCAGAAGACUGGGGUUCUGGAGGGGACUGAAACCAUGUCCCCAGAGGCAGUCCAGCUCUUCAGCUCCCUCACUGCCAUACAGCCCAAGAUCUUUGCACAACUGCGAGGUAUCCAGCUCCAGCCAGUCCUGUGCCCAGGUGAAGGACUUCCCCCUCAGCCACCAGUAGCCCUGUCCUGUUCUGGUCCAGAACUUCUGGACCCAUCCAACCAGAACCAAUUUCUCCAGCCUAGCGCCUCCUUGGUAGAGGGUAUUUCCCUAACAGACAGCUCUGGGCUGCUGGGCAUGGGGCAGCUUGUCAGUGUAUCAGUUUUGGGGGAUGGCCCCUCUGACAGCAGGGUGCAGCAAAUUCUUCUGGGAGAUGCACAGACCAUCCCUGUGCAAAUUGUGGAGGCAGCUGAUAUCGGUGAGACUAGUUUCAUUCUACAGCAUCACACUAAAACAGGUAGAGAUGACAAAUUGGUCCCCCGUAGCUCUCACAAAGAACUAUACCAGUAUUGUACCACCCACUUCAAAUACCAAAGAAAUAACCACAGUUACAUGAGCACAUUGCUUUCAAGUAAAGGAAGUCUUACUCAGCUGUGGAGUGGAGGCCAACUUUCACACUAUUACUUUCUUUCAGCAGGAAACAGUCCAGGGGAGCAGAUCAAGUGCAACAGGAUUUACCCUCCAGCACCUUCUGGGGACUGAAAAACAAGGACCAGUGGUGUGCAGAUACAGGACUGGGUUAUUCCAGCAUGUACACAUGUGGGCCAUUUCAGUCUUUUAUGGCGUAAGGACCAUGGAGGAGACCAAGUUCUCAGGACAAACUUUGGGAUCCGCUGGGGGCAGGUACCCAAGUUGAAUCUUCACUGGGUUUGUGCUGAGGUACAUGGAAAGUGUGGAUUUAUGAAAUAAAUCCAGCAGCACUAUGCAAAGCAUAUGCUUCUUCAUAAUGUUUCUGACAUCUGAGGACAAGGCUUGCUAGCCACACAUUGUUUACUCAAUUUCUUUGGAUAUGUUCUGUCACGUUUCAACUGAAACUGGUUUCAAUACACAGUAGAUUAUCUAGUAGACUGGUACAACAAGCAGCUCAAGGGAAAGUGCAUCCCUUUCAAAUGGAUCUGAUUUAACAAAAUUAAGUACUUAAUGCUGCAUCUGUAAAUUUUGGGCUAUAGGAGAGACAUCACCAGUUUUGACAAGAUUUU